This is a messenger RNA of Striga hermonthica, 5640 nucleotides long. The record is from the annotation of a GenBank genome assembly. NCBI's taxonomy places the organism in Eukaryota, Viridiplantae, Streptophyta, Magnoliopsida, Lamiales, Orobanchaceae.
AUGACGUCGUUAGGGAAUCAUGACGGUAUGCAACCUUCCCUCACGAGACGAGCCUCCCGCAGUGCCACCACCACCUUCUCGAUGGAGGUGUUCGACACUGAAGUCGUGCCUUCCUCUCUCCAAUCAAUUGCCCCCAUUCUCCGAGUCGCCACUGAAAUUCAGAACGAACGCCCCCGUGUUGCCUACCUAUGUCGGUUUUAUGCUUUUGAAAAGGCACACAGAUUGGAUCCUAAUUCUAGUGGACGUGGUGUGCGCCAAUUCAAAACCAGCCUCCAUCAAAGACUUGAAAGGGAAAAUGCAUCAACUCUAGCGUCUCGGGUGAAGAAGACGGAUGCUCGCGAAAUCGAAAGCUUUUACAAACAAUACUACGAGCACUAUGUGGUGGCGCUCAACAAGGGUGAACAAGCUGACAGAGCCCAGCUGGGGAAAGCUUACCAGACAGCUGGUGUGCUGUUUGAAGUGCUUUGUGCUGUUAAUAAGACCGAAAAAGUCGAGGAAGUUGCUCCUGAGAUCAUGGCUGCAGCUAAUGAUGUCCAGGCGAAGAAGGAAAUAUAUGCUCCGUACAAUAUUCUUCCCAUGGAUUCUGCUGGGGCAAAACAGUCAAUUAUGCAGCUGGAAGAGGUGAAAGCGGCCGUGGCUGCUCUACAAAACACCCGUGGAUUGACAUGGCCAUCCUCAUUUGAGCAACAAAGGCACAAAGCUGGGGAGCUUGACCUCCUUGAUUGGCUGAGAGCCAUGUUUGGGUUUCAGAGAGACAAUGUUAGCAACCAAAGGGAGCAUUUAAUACUACUGCUCGCGAAUAUUCACAUACGGCUAAUCCCCAAGCCUGAACCACAAAACAUUCUCGACGAUCGAGCUGUUGAUGCCCUGAUGAAUAAGCUUUUCAAGAACUACAAGACAUGGUGUAAAUACUUGGGAAGAAAACACAGCUUAAGACUCCCAAAGGGUCAACCAGAUGUGCAGCAGAGAAAAAUACUUUAUAUGGGUCUUUAUCUUCUUAUAUGGGGUGAAGCAGCUAAUGUCCGCUUCAUGCCUGAAUGCAUAUGCUACAUUUUCCACAAUAUGGCAUAUGAGCUCCAUGGACUCUUAGCUGGGAAUGUUAGCAUUGUCACGGGAGAAAACAUCAAGCCUUCCUAUGGCGGGGAAGAUGAAGCCUUCUUGCGGAAAGUCAUAACACCUAUUUAUCAAGUGAUUGAAAAGGAAUCCAAGAAAAGCAAAAACGGGAUAGCCCCUCACACCGCCUGGUGCAACUAUGAUGAUUUAAAUGAGUACUUCUGGUCAACAGAUUGCUUCCAUUUGGGUUGGCCAAUGCGUGAUGAUGGUGAGUUUUUCAAAUCAACACGAACUGUGACACAGGGGAAAGGUGGUUCGAGAAAACCAGCCGGCAAGCUGGGCAAAUCAUUCUUUGCAGAAACUAGGACGUUCUGGCACAUUUUUCGGAGUUUUGAUCGUUUGUGGACAUUUCUUAUUCUUUCGCUACAGAUCAUGAUUAUCAUCGCAUGGAGUAGAGUUUCUGUAUUUGAUCUCUUCCAGAGGAAAACCUUAUAUGACUUGUCUAGCAUUUUUAUCACGUCAGCCUUUCUUCGUCUCCUUCAGAGCAUUUUGGACAUCAUUCUAAACUUCCCGGGCUUCCUUAGGUGGAAAUUUACUACAGUUCUGAGGAGCAUCCUCAAGAUAAUUGUCAGCCUAGCUUGGUCUAUCAUCCUCCCUGUGUGUUAUUUGGUCCAGAUCAAGUCAUCUUCAUUUUCCCAAAUCAAAGAAGUGCUCUCUUUUCUUGAUAGACUUAAGGGUGUGCCGCCUUUGUACAUAAUGGCGGUGGCUAUAUACCUGCUACCGAACUUAUUGGCUGCAAUCUUGUUUGUUUUCCCGAUGCUGAGACGCUGGAUUGAGAAUUCCGACUGGCAUGUUAUAAGGUUUCUACUGUGGUGGUCACAGCCAAGAAUCUACGUGGGACGGGGGAUGCAUGAAAGUCAAUUUUCACUUAUAAGAUAUACUUUAUUCUGGGUGCUGCUUCUCUGUUCGAAAUUCGCAUUCAGCUAUUUUAUGAUGAAUCAUCUUCUCUACUCUGGUCAUACCAAUAAUCUUAUAUACUGUGCAGCUAGGAACAACUAUGGAGCUGUUGUUGCACUGUGGGCACCAGUUAUUAUGGUUUACUUCUUGGACCUUCAGAUUUGGUAUUCUGUGUUCUCGACAUUGUAUGGAGGCUUUAUAGGUGCUUUUGAUCGUCUCGGUGAGAUCCGAACUCUUGCAAUGUUAAGGUCCCGUUUUCAGUCAUUACCGGCUGCAUUCAACACUAGCCUGGUGCCUUCUGACAAAUCCAGAAGAAGAGGGUUUUUCCAUUCGAAAAACAAUAAGGUCAAUGCAAGUAGGAGAAGUGAGGCUGCUAAGUUUGCACAGUUGUGGAACGACAUGGAUCUGCUUCUUGUUCCUUACUCGUGCGAUCCUAGCCUGAAAAUAAUUCAGUGGCCCCCUUUUCUUCUCGCCAGCAAGAUUCCAAUAGCACUAGAUAUGGCUGUUCAAUUUCGGUCUAAGGAUGCUGACCUCUGGAAGCGAAUAUGUGCUGAUGAGUAUAUGAAGUGUGCUGUAACCGAAUGCUAUGAGUCAUUUAAACAUGUUUUGAAUGCCUUGAUAGUCCGAGAGACGGAGAAAAGGUUCAUUGGAACCAUCAUUAAAGAAAUAGAAAGCAACAUGUCAAAGGGCAGUCUCCUUGCAAAUUUCAGAAUGAAGCACUUACCUGGCCUUUUCAAGAAAUUUGUGGAGCUUGUGGAGAUAUUGAAAGAAAGUGAUCCAUCCAAGAAAGAUAGAGUUGUUUUACUGAUGCAGGAUAUGUUAGAAGUAGUUACCCGUGACAUGAUGGUGAAUGAGAUCCGUGAACUUGCCGAGCUUGGUCAAGUUGGAAAUCAACUUUUUGCUAGCAUUAACUUCCCUCCCCCAAAUACCGCACAAUGGGAAGAACAGAUACGACGCCUCUAUCUGCUUCUUACUGUUAAAGAAUCCGCAGUUGAUGUCCCAACAAACCUCGAAGCACGUAGGAGGAUAGCAUUCUUCUCCAAUUCACUCUUUAUGGAUAUGCCACGUGCACCUCGGGUUCGCAAAAUGUUGUCAUUCAGUGUAAUGACCCCAUACUACAGCGAGGAGACUGUUUACUCCAAAAGUGACCUUGAAAUGGAAAAUGAAGAUGGCGUGUCUAUCGUAUAUUACCUUCAAAAGAUAUUCCCCGAUGAAUGGAACAACUUCAUGGAGCGUCUAAACUGCAAAGAAUCUGAAAUUUGGGAAAAUGAAGAAAACAUACUGCAACUACGCCACUGGGCAUCCUUGAGAGGACAGACCCUUUGCAGAACAGUCAGAGGCAUGAUGUAUUACCGAAGGGCCUUGAAACUUCAGGCUUUUCUUGAUAUGGCUACAGAAGAUGAGAUACUUGAAGGCUACAAAACCAUUACAGAACCAUCAGCAGAAGAUAAGAAGAGUCAGAGAUCCAUGUAUACACAAUUAGAGGCUGUGGCUGACAUGAAAUUCACAUAUGUUGCCACCUGUCAAAACUAUGGGAACCAGAAACGAAGUGGAGAUCGUCGUGCGACAGACAUUUUAAAUCUGAUGGUUAAUAAUCCAUCUCUUCGAGUAGCAUAUAUAGAUGAAGUUGAGGAAAGGGAAGGUGGGAAAAACCAAAAGGUUUAUUAUUCUGUAUUGGUAAAAGCUGUUGAUAAUCUUGAUCAGGAAAUCUACCGCAUAAAAUUACCCGGGUCCGCAAAGAUAGGAGAAGGGAAACCUGAAAAUCAAAACCACGCUAUUAUCUUCACGCGUGGGGAGGCUCUUCAGACCAUUGACAUGAAUCAGGACAACUAUUUGGAAGAAGCUUUUAAGAUGCGCAACCUACUUGAGGAAUUUAACGAGGAUCAUGGGGUGCGCGCACCUACAAUCCUGGGUGUUCGCGAGCAUAUUUUCACUGGAAGUGUGUCAUCAUUGGCUUGGUUUAUGUCGAAUCAAGAAACAAGUUUUGUCACCAUUGGCCAGAGAGUUCUUGCAAGACCUCUGAAGGUGAGAUUCCAUUAUGGACAUCCAGACGUUUUUGACAGAAUUUUCCAUAUGACACGUGGUGGCAUCAGUAAAGCUUCAAGGGGGAUCAAUCUUAGUGAGGAUAUUUUCGCUGGUUUUAAUACAACUCUAAGACGUGGAAAUGUUACUCAUCACGAGUAUAUUCAAGUCGGGAAGGGGCGUGAUGUGGGUCUGAAUCAGAUUUCACUUUUCGAGGCGAAAGUUGCAUGUGGUAAUGGAGAACAGACAUUGAGCCGUGAUAUCUACAGAUUGGGUCACCGUUUUGACUUUUUCCGCAUGUUAUCAUGUUACUAUACAACCAUUGGGUUCUACGUCAGCUCAAUGUUGGUGGUCCUGACGGUGUACACUUACCUUUACGGCAAGUUGUACCUGAGCCUGAGUGGGCUGGAGCAGAGCAUCGUCCACUUUGCGAAGUCCAAGGGAGACGAUGCCCUUAGCGUGGUGAUGGCCUCACAGUCAAUUGUCCAGCUCGGCUUCCUCAUGGCCCUCCCCAUGGUGAUGGAGAUCGGCCUCGAGAGGGGCUUCCGCACGGCGGCCAGCGACAUCAUCAUCAUGCAGCUCCAGCUGGCUUCCGUUUUCUUCACCUUCUCCCUCGGCACCAAGCUCCACUACUUCGGCCGCACCAUCCUCCACGGCGGGGCCAAGUAUCGGGCCACGGGCCGUGGCUUUGUCGUGAGGCACGAGAAAUUUGCCGAGAACUACAGGAUGUACUCAAGGAGCCACUUCACGAAGGCACUCGAGCUCAUGGUCUUGCUCGUGGUAUACCAGGCGUACGGCUCGGCCGGGGACUCCACAGCUUACGUGUUUGUGACAUUCUCCAUGUGGUUCCUCGUGGUCUCAUGGCUGUUUGCGCCAUUUCUAUUUAACCCGUCUGGCUUCGAGUGGCAGAAAAUAGUGGAUGACUUUGAGGAUUGGGCCAAGUGGAUGAGCAGCCAGGGGGGAAUUGGUGUGCCAGCGACCAAGAGCUGGGAGUCCUGGUGGGCUGAGGAGCAGGAGCAUCUUCAAUACACAGGAUUGCUCGGGAGGUUUUUGGAGAUUCUUCUCUCUCUCAGGUUCUUCGUGUACCAGUAUGGUAUUGUUUAUCAGCUGCAUGCAGCCCAAAAUGACAAGAGCAUUAUGGUUUAUGGUUUAUCUUGGCUGGUCAUUGUCGCCGUGGUAGUCAUUUUGAAGAUUGUGUCCAUGGGGAGGCAAAAGUUCAGUGCUGAUUUCCAGCUGCUUUUCAGGCUCCUGAAGCUAUUCCUUUUCAUCUCCUUCAUUGUCAUACUAUUCGUCUCCAUAAAGUUCCUGGAGCUCACUGUUGGUGACAUUUUCGCCUGCUUAUUGGGCUUCCUGCCGACAGGAUGGGCUCUUCUGCAGAUAGCCCAAGCUUGCAGGCCCGUAGCGAAGGGACUGGGAGCAUGGGGAUCUGUGAAAGCACUGGCAAAAGGUUAUGAGUACAUAAUGGGUUUGACCAUAUUUGCUCCAGUUGCCAUUUUGGCCUGGUUCCCAUUUGUUUCCGAGUUCCAGACGAGGCUGCUUUUCAACCAGGCCUUCAGCAGGGGUUUGCAGAUUCAGCGUAUUCUGGCCGGUGGAAAGAAAAACAAGUGA